CAAAUCUCUGCGUACUAACAUAUGGUCUUCAAAUUGGUUGGGUAUCCCCCAUGAGCGUCAUAUUACAAUCGGACUUAUCCCCCACCGGGAACGUUAUGUCUACCACUGCAAUAUCUUGGAUAGGAAGUAUCACGUCACUCGCUGCAAGUUUUGGUGUACAAAUAUUUGGCUAUUUAGCUGAUUCUUAUGGAAGAAAAGUAGCAGUUUUGGCAUUAUCAGUGCCUCAGGCUUUAUGUUGGUUAUUAAAGCUCUCAUCAGCAAAUACGACAAUUAUAGUCAUAGCAAGAAUAUUCAGUGGCUUAUCUGCAGGAGGAUGUUAUGUAAUAGUACCAAUGUACGUCAAGGAAAUAAGUCAAGACAAUAUAAGAGGUAUCCUCGUAUCCCUGGUUACAAUGUCUCAGAAUAUGGGUGUACUGUUGAUGUAUAUCCUUGGAACAUAUUUGAGUUACUUUGCAGCAAUAUACAGUGUUAUUUGGCUUCCACUUUUAACAUUUCUGCUGUUGUUGAAAGCACCGGAAUCACCAGCGUAUCUCAUGAAGAUUGGCAAAGUUAAUGAAGCUACAGCAAUAACAGCAUCUAUUCGAGGACUUAAUAUGGAAGAUGAGCGUGUAAUAAAAGAAAUCGAAAGCCUGAAAAACCAGGAUCUUCAAUUCAAAUCACUGCCUAAUGUCAGCUUUAUUAGCAUAC
Molecule: messenger RNA, 687 nt
Organism: Hyposmocoma kahamanoa
Lineage: Eukaryota; Metazoa; Arthropoda; Insecta; Lepidoptera; Cosmopterigidae
Product: facilitated trehalose transporter Tret1-like
Exons: 3
Biological process (GO): transmembrane transport
Cellular component (GO): membrane
Molecular function (GO): transmembrane transporter activity
Source: RefSeq, a predicted model, not a curated record